GUGUGCCUUCUCUAUGGUAUUAAUAAAGGUUUUGAAACUGUAUUGUAAUUAAACGUAACAUAAUAAUUUUGCUAUUAUUGAAAAAGUAAAAUAAAUUAUGGGAGAACGUUACAACAUUCAUAGUCAGCUAGAGCAUUUACAGUCAAAAUAUAUAGGCACCGGGCACGCUGACACAACCAAGUUUGAAUGGCUUGUGAACCAACAUCGUGAUUCUUGUAGUUCUUACAUGGGACAUUAUGAUUUGCUAAAUUUCUUCGCCAUCGCAGAAAACGAAGCAAAAGCACGUGUUCGAUUUAAUCUUAUGGAGAAAAUGCUUCAGCCCUGUGGUCCACCUCCAGAGAAACCAGAAGACUAAACAGCUUGAACAUCUGCUGUGAAACUCAUCAGAUUUAAAACAUUUUACUAUUUUUGUAUACAUUUGAUAAUUCUUCUUGCUUUUACGUCACAUAGAUACUAAUUUAAUUAUAUCUUAAAGUUAUUUUUACAUGUACAAGAAAUAGAUUAACUAGAUUAAUGAAACUGA
This is a messenger RNA of Osmia bicornis bicornis, 523 nucleotides long. It is a transcript of the gene Sf3b5, whose product is annotated as splicing factor 3B subunit 5. The coding region runs from base 98 to 355 and encodes 85 amino acids. The record is from RefSeq and is a predicted model, not a curated record. Gene Ontology annotation, biological process: mRNA splicing, via spliceosome. NCBI's taxonomy places the organism in Eukaryota, Metazoa, Arthropoda, Insecta, Hymenoptera, Megachilidae. The transcript has a single exon. Gene Ontology annotation, cellular component: precatalytic spliceosome; U2 snRNP.